Symbiodinium sp. CCMP2592 is the source of this 2577-nucleotide messenger RNA. Lineage: Eukaryota; Dinophyceae; Suessiales; Symbiodiniaceae. The record is from the annotation of a GenBank genome assembly.
AUGGCAUCGGCAUCGACGGGUGCCAAUGAUGACGAGUAUGAUCCUUGGUUCGAUGAGGUGACGCUGGGGAUCAAUAAGGAGCCUGUCGCGCCGACGCCCGCACCUGCAGCAGGUCAAGCAGGGCCGCCGGCAAAGGUCCUCAUCAAGAAUGCGGAUGGGAGCGUGGUGGACGUUGACACAUUGAAUGUGCCCGAGAGCUUGCGGAAUUUGCUGAAAGUCAUCGAUGCGGAUGACGACGGAUGUUUGUCUGAUGUCAACAUUCGUGAUGCCUUGAAGAUGUUCGGCACCAUGAAAGCGGUCUUUGGUUCUAAGGGCCACAUGUCACAUACGGAGGCUGAGAAAGGCCUCAUGUUGCUGCAGCGCUUGGUCAAGGAGAAAUCAGACAAUGCCGGAGAGGUCAGCUACGGGCACAUGCCGGACUGCGUCCAGGACGUGAUGAAGGAGUGGGAUCUUGACCGCAGCGGCAGCGUGAGUGUGAUCGAGUUGUCCGCUGCCGCCAAUGCCCAUAAGAAGGUGAAGAAAGAGGGGCGCCUCAUGCGAAAGAUCAUCCUGGGCCUGUCGGCUGUGAUCCUCUUGCUUCUGACGGGCACGUUCAUUCUCUCCUACAUGGCGGUGGAUAUGGCCAAGGAGAUGCGAGGUGAGGCAGACGGGGUCAUGCAAACCCCCAACGGCGAGGUCGUGAAGGUGGCCAGCUCAGCCUUCGACGUCCAGGCCGACGGUACAGUGGUGACGCGCGGCGAGGUGACUCCGACGUGCCCGGCAAACACGACUUGCCGACGCCUGGCAAGUUCACCCGGCGUCUUGCAGGUGGCGCAGUCUAAGCCCGGGAAGGGGCUCGUGUCCACGCUGCCGGACGACGUCUUCAAGAACCUCGACAUGGUGACGCUGAAGAGCGAGAGCGGCGGUUUCUUGCAGCUGAAGGUCCUUAGCAUGACGCGAGUUACAAUGAAGUCGAGCAAGUGCGGCUCUGUGGUGAAGCUCCACACCCAGGACGGUACUUUGACGAUCGACGACACAGAGCUUUCCGCUGACGAGCAGCUCGCGGCCAAGGCUUCCCCGGAUUUGCUGGCGUCGGGUACAAGUCUUCAUGGCGGCCGCCGGCUUUCUGCGGGCUUCUUGGAGGGCUUCUUCACACUUCUGGAAGAUAUGGAGUGGGAAUGCACGAGCGUCGCCCUACCGAACCCGGAGGACAUCCCGCGAAACUACAACGCCAAGAUGCAGGUGCGCGAGCGAGUGAGUGGCUCGGACGUGGAGUCCAUCUUCCCAGAGGUCGGCACCAAGCCUGGCAUUGUCGCAGAAGACGGGGUCUACUACAAAACCUGGACAGAGGAUGUCUUGGUCUUGGAGGGCCUCCGAGUGGCUGCGAAGAAGUUCGAGAUGCAUCCUCUCCAGACGCAGAUUGAGGUUACAGCCAAUGCCAUGAAUGGAGCAAAGGCAGUUCUCGAUGCUAUGGGAGACACCGCAAGUCACUGCCGUCUUGGGCCGUCCCCGGUCUCUCUGGCCCUGGGCACGCUGGUGUCGAGUGCCUCUGGCCUGCGCUUGGUGGGUCUUACGCAGGAGAGCGGCCGGGUGCUGCGCCAGUGGCGAAUGGAGGUGGGAGACACCAUGACCGACAAGGCCAGCGAGAUCUUCAAGUUCCACGGGCUUGUGGACGUCAUCACCUUGGACUACUUCGAUGUGGACACGGACCCCACAGGCGUCUUCCAAUCAGGCCAUCCUUACCGCAUUCAUGCCUUCUCGCCGACGGGCGUGUACAACGUUACCAUGCAGUACAUGGAGCUUGUUACGGUGGAUCAAAUGGACUUGUUGGGGGCAUUGGACUUCUUUGGUGUCAAGAAGCUCUCCUCUGACUGCCAGGCGGACUACACGCAGCCCGUGGCCAACACUGGCGACGCCCAGUUGGUCACGGAGAUCCACAAGUUGACACGUCCGGCUGGGACUCCGGAGAAGGUGCCGAAGAUCGACCCUUGGACGGAAUGGCCGGGAGUGGUGAAGUACAACGCGGACAAGCUCCUCGAUCUCGAGAGUGAUUUUGGGCCCUAUUGGAGUGAGAUGCUGUUCGACAGCAGCAUGGCCAACAUGCUCGCCUCACUCCCCACGACGGGCACUCAAUCGGCGACGAACUGGACCAUCCCCGGAGGAGUGGACAUCAUGGUUGAGGUGGAGUACUCCAGCAGCGCCAACAGCCUCCCUGGUCAGUUGAAAACGAUCAAGGCAUCCUACGAUGGCCCAGUCUCAUUUCCCAAUCCAUCGUUCAGUGGUGACCGCGUCACCUUUGAGGUGAGCAUAAGCGAGGGCUCGCCCUAUGCAUCCAGCUGUGCGAAGGCGGAAUUCCUCGGGUCACGUGCAGGAAGAAUGGCAGAACCGAUGCUAUGGGUUACGUGCCUUGUCGAGGAGUUUGACCAUAUCGAGAUGAAGCAGGCGGUCUUCGCACAGGGCCUUCAAGCAAAUAGCACCUUCGGGGCCUUCACACGGUCCGUGAGAUUCGGUGUUGUGGACAUCCCCACCAACACGCGUGAGCCGUGGUUAAAGGCAACAUGCUGCCCGAAGGCGAGCUUUGGUGUUCACUCAGGCUAA